Messenger RNA from Sorghum bicolor (sorghum), 1436 nucleotides. Its product is annotated as peroxisome biogenesis protein 2-like. NCBI's taxonomy places the organism in Eukaryota, Viridiplantae, Streptophyta, Magnoliopsida, Poales, Poaceae. Gene Ontology annotation, molecular function: zinc ion binding. Gene Ontology annotation, biological process: protein import into peroxisome matrix. Bases 182 to 1198 code for a protein of 338 amino acids. The record is from RefSeq and is a predicted model, not a curated record. Gene Ontology annotation, cellular component: peroxisomal membrane. The transcript has 9 exons.
AGACAAUGAUACCCCCAACAGAUUUUUCCCCGGGCGCCCUGUCUCCCUCGACCGUGCGCCUACUCGCGGAUUGGAAGCACGGCGCUAGUGUUUUCACCGGCCGGCGUCGGACGGCGGUGCGGUCCUCCGACUACCUCGGUAUCCACCAGGUACAGAAAAUAGGGGAUCCGCCCCUGCUCCCAUGCCCCAGGUCGAGUCGGCCGUUGCCUCGGAGGGGCCGGCGCCGCCGCAGGACGCAUGGGUCGUCGAGUUCCGCCGUCUCCUCCCGCGGUGGGAGUCACUGCGCGAUUCCUCCAAGGUCAUUAUCCCGAUUUCAAUAUCUAGGGUCAACCAGUUUGAUGCUGCAAGGCUAGAUGUUGAGAUGUCUGCCAUGUUGAAAGAGCAGCUACUCAAGGUGUUCUCCUUGGUGAAGCCAGGACUCUUGUUCCAAUAUGAGCCUGAACUCGAUGCUUUCCUCGAGUUCCUCAUCUGGAGGUUCUCAAUUUGGGUUGACAAGCCAACCCCAGGCAAUGCACUGAUGAACCUGAGGUAUAGAGAUGAAUGGGCAGCACCCAUCACUGGAAAAGAAGUUAGAACAGGAUUGGAAGGACCUGGGCUUUCUGUUUCUCAAAAGAUCUUUUAUUGUAUUAGUUUUGUUGGUGGCCAAUAUAUAUGGUCACGAUUACAGUCUUUUUCUGCUUUCCGUCGAUGGGGCGAUUCUGAACAGAGACCACUAGCACACCGUGCUUGGGGCUUAGUGCAGAAUGCUGAAGUAUUGUACAGGGCUGCUUCGUUAUUUAACCUAUUAUUGUUUCUUCAUGGUGGAAGGUACAAAACUAUUGUAGAGAGGAUUCUGAAAGCAAGACUUGUCUACGGGAGCCCCAACAUGAACAGAGCUGUUAGCUUUGAGUACAUGAAUCGGCAGCUGGUCUGGAAUGAGUUUUCGGAAAUGUUGCUUUUGCUUCUCCCCUUGCUAAACUCAUCCUCAGUAAAGAAGUUCCUUCUCCCCUUCUCCAAAGAUAAGUCGGCAGGUUCAUCUGGCGAUGAAGCAGAUUGUCCUAUAUGUCGGUCCAGUCCUAGCAUUCCUUUUAUUGCUCUUCCAUGCCAACACAGGUAUUGCUAUUACUGCCUACGCACACGUUGUUCCGCUACAAGCUCCUAUAGAUGCCCACGCUGUAACGAGGUGGUGGUUGCAAUUCAAAGACAAGGGUCUAGUUAGUUUACUAGUUGGGUUAAAAAAAAUCUUGCCCGUUUACACAGAGUCACAGACAAAGGUCUUUCUUCUACACAGUUUAGCUGUUUCAAUGCUCGAUUAAGGAUUCGCAUCAUGAUAUGUCCAUGUAAUUGCUUUAAGCGUGGACAAUCUUGAUGCCAUUAAUCACUUGUAUAUUGAAUCUCUGCCACGAAACAAACACGCAUUCAUUACGAACUCGCGAGGAUCUGUGAUCUGUCUACUA